AGCCGCUCAGUCUGCGCGCCAUUGCAUUUCCUUCUCCCCCUAUUUCUCUGCUCUGUCUCUCUCUCGCAUCCUAAUACAAUAAUCCAAUAAUCCAUCCACACUAAAAAUUCUCCACCAUUUUUCUUAUCUUUCCCAAAAUCAUGGGGUCUCUCAAGUUCCUUUCAGAUUAGCUCCACCAUUUUUCCAUCAGGAAGAGAUGAAUACAAUUUCAUUGCCUGAAAUGGCAGUUGGGGUUAUUCACCGCUGCCCCAUUGCAUCUUCAGGUCUACAUUGCAAGUAUGAUACGAGUUUAUGCAGCCUGGGGCUUCGCCCUCUUGUCUUCAGAACUAAUUCGAACAGAAAAAAGCGGAAACUGUUGCAAGUUAUGUGAAGGCUGCGUUUUCAAUAUCAUGACCAAAAUGAAAUUCGUGCAGGAACCUUUUCUGCACGCCGCAUUGGUUAUGUAAAUCAAGAACAAAUAUUUUUUCAAGCAUGGAUGAUUCCAAUGACACUUUUACCGACGUGUUUGAUACUUCAGGAAGUAGUGAAGUGUUGAAUAUAGAAGAAGAUGAAUUAAUCACAGCUAGAAAUGGUCUUUUGGAGGCCCAAGCUAAACAAGAAGCCACUGAGAAAGAGAGAGAUCAAUUGCUUGAAGAGUUGGCCUGUUCCGAGGGAAAAGAACAUGAAUAUGUUGCUAGCAUAUUGCACGACAAGGAAUUGGCUAUUGCAGAACUCGAGGCAGCCAAGUCGCGGUUCCAUCAGAAGCUGCGGGAAUCUGUUGAAGAGAAGUUCAGCUUAGAAUCUAAGUUAGUUCUUGCAAAACAGGAUGCAGUUGAACUUGCGGUACAAGUAGAAAAGUUAGCGGAAAUUGCUUUCCAGCAGGCCACAUCUCACAUUCUAGAAGAUGCCCAGAUGAGGGUUUCAGCAGCAGAAACUACAGCUGCUGAAGCAGCUUAUCAGAUCGAAAAACAAAUUAAGGAGGUGACAGAAGGUAGUAUAUUGUCAAUUGUGGAACAGUCAAAACUUGCAAUAGAGAAGGCACUGGAUGUGGCGGAAAAAGCUGGUGAGCAUGCAUCAAAAGCAGUAUUAGAAUAUACUGAAGGUAUGAGUCCACUGGAUGAGCUUGCUUCCCUCCAGUCAAAAAAUAUGAUGUUACAGGGUGCCGUAAAUGAUUUAGAAUCUCAGUCGUUGCUUACAAGAAGUGACAUUGAUAGGUUGAAGUUGGAGUUGGAAAAGGCCCAUGCACAUGCAAAUGCGUUUGAGCUCCGAGCUAAUGAUGCUGAGAAAUCAUUGCUUGAAUUUCAGGAAUCAAGCAGGAAAAAUACUCUCCAGAAAGAGGAGGAAAUUAUGUCUUUGUUGGAGAAAAUGAAGAAAGAUUCAUCAGAAAGAAAGACGUCUUCUUCCAAGGCUUUCAAGGCUGAGUUGCAAAGCAUUAUGGAUGCUAUUGGUGCUGCCAAAGAAAUGGCACGUUCGAAGGAUGACGCAUACUUGAGAAGAUGUGAAGCACUGCAAAGAUCAUUGAAGGCAUCUGAAGCUACUACAAAGAUGUGGAGACAGAGAGGAGAAAUGGCAGAAUCAUUGUUGUUGAAGGAAAGACCGCUGGGUGAUGGGGAUGAAGAUUCCAUUUAUGUUGUUAAUGGUGGACGGAUAGAUCUUUUGACAGAUGAUGAUUCACUGAAAUGGAAACUUUUAAGUGAUGGUCCUCGCCGAGAGAUACCUCAAUGGAUGGCUAGGAAAAUUCGUACUAUCCGUCCCAGGUUCCCACCAAGAAAGAUUGAUGUAGCUGAAGCCUCCAGUUCAAAGUUCAGAUCUUUGAACUUGCCCAAACCUGAUGAAGUAUGGUCUAUAGCUCAGGAAAAGCCAAAGGAGGGUGAUACACUUAUUGAGCAUGUGCGUGAGAAAGAAACAAUAGAAAAGAAACGAAAAGCUUUGGAGCACGUUCUUCAGAGGAAGACCAUACAAUGGCAGAGCACUGAGGAACAAACAAAGUUAGAGCCAGGAACUGGAACCGGACAUGAAAUCGUGUUUCAAGGCUUCAAUUGGGAAAGCUGGAGAAGGCAGUGGUACCUGGACUUAGCUCCUAAAGCUGCUGAUUUAUCAAAAAUUGGGGUAACGGCAGUGUGGUUGCCACCACCAACAGAAUCUGUUGCUCCUCAAGGUUAUAUGCCUUCUGACCUGUACAAUUUGAACUCAUCGUAUGGUACCGUGGAUGAACUUAAACACUGCAUUCAGGAAAUGCAUUCCCACGAUCUUCUGGCCCUGGGAGAUGUUGUCCUAAAUCAUAGAUGUGCACAUAAACAGAGUCCAAAUGGCAUUUGGAACAUUUUUGGUGGGAAGCUUGCUUGGGGGCCUGAAGCAAUUGUUUGUGAUGAUCCAAAUUUUCAGGGCCAAGGAAAUCCUUCAAGUGGGGAUAUAUUCCAUGCAGCACCCAAUAUUGAUCAUUCGAAGGACUUUGUAAGAAAUGACAUAAAGGAGUUGCUAAAUUGGCUUCGAAGUGAUAUUGGUUUUGAUGGAUGGCGCCUUGACUUCGUAAGAGGCUUUUCGGGUACCUAUGUAAAAGAAUAUAUUGAAGCUUCGGUUCCUGCAUUUGCUAUUGGAGAAUAUUGGGACAGCUUAGAUUAUGAAAAUGGAAAUUUGUGUUACAAUCAAGAUGCUCACCGGCAACGAAUUGUUAAUUGGAUCAAUGCCACAGGCGGUACUUCCUCUGCAUUUGAUGUCACAACAAAGGGAAUACUCCACUCCGCUCUUCAUAACCAAUACUGGAGGUUAAUAGAUCCUCAAGGUAAACCAACUGGAGUUCUGGGAUGGUGGCCCUCUCGUGCUGUCACGUUUUUGGAGAACCACGACACAGGAUCAACACAGGGCCAUUGGCCGUUUCCGCGAGAUAAGCUUACGCAGGGAUACGCUUACAUCCUGACGCAUCCUGGAACACCUGUCAUUUUCUAUGACCAUUUAUACGACUUUGGUCUCCAUGACAUCCUAACCGAGCUAAUAGAUGCUCGAAGAAGGGCCGGGAUCCAUUGCCGGAGUUCUGUGAAGAUAUACCACGCGAACAAUGAAGGCUACGUUGCACAGAUAGGUGAUACACUGGUAAUGAAGCUUGGAGAUUUCGAUUGGAAUCUGUCGAAGGAAAACCACUUGGAAGGGAGCUGGCAGACGUUUGUUGACAAAGGAUCGGAUUAUAAAUUGUGGGUACGACAAUAGUCCGAUUCAAAUGGAUACAUAUAUACUUGUAAAACCUGGGAUUAAUUUAUAAUUGUAACUUCUUGGCACCAGAAAUAAGUGCAAAAUAGAUGGGUGUGUAAAUAAGUUCACCCACAUUUGCCUCCGUUUACGUGGUUUUUUGUGUGUAUUUGUGUUCGUGGGGGAAUUCUUAGGUUUAGAUUGUUUAACCGCCUGAUAAAAUGAUGUCACAUCGUUAUUUACUUUUCAUUUAGAUUCACAAACAUUUCAAACAUGUAUAAAACAUAUGAAGCAAUAUUAACGACAUGCAAUGCUCUCCGAUGAAAUGAUGUCGCAUGGUCAAUA
Messenger RNA from Pyrus x bretschneideri (Chinese white pear), 3507 nucleotides. RefSeq names its product alpha-amylase 3, chloroplastic-like. Gene Ontology annotation, molecular function: alpha-amylase activity; calcium ion binding. The record is from RefSeq and is a predicted model, not a curated record. The coding region runs from base 472 to 3183 and encodes 903 amino acids. Gene Ontology annotation, biological process: carbohydrate metabolic process. The transcript is spliced from 15 exons. NCBI's taxonomy places the organism in Eukaryota, Viridiplantae, Streptophyta, Magnoliopsida, Rosales, Rosaceae.